This is a messenger RNA of Ambispora leptoticha, 1614 nucleotides long. The record is from the annotation of a GenBank genome assembly. Lineage: Eukaryota; Fungi; Glomeromycota; Glomeromycetes; Archaeosporales; Ambisporaceae.
AUGGAGCGGGAUCGAGUACCCGAUCACCGGAAAAAUACGUUCAAAACCAAAGGUAUUUUUAAGGCAGAGGAAUUAAGAAGGAGACGUGAAGAGCAACAAGUUGAAAUUAGACGAAAACACAGAGAGGAAUCGUUGGCUAAACGACGAAAUCUAAAUAUUUCCGGCGUUGUUGCUUCUGAUUCGGAAGAUGAAGUGCAAGUAGCGGCUGCUAAUGCUCAGCUACAAGAACAGUUACCAGGAAUGCUGGAAGGUGUAAUGUCAACUAAUGUUGAGGCGCAACUUGCAGCCACCACGAAAUUCCGAAAAUUAUUGUCAAAGGAAAAGAAUCCACCGAUUCAGCAAGUGAUCGAGUCUGGCGUUAUUCCUCGCUUUGUCGAAUUCUUGAAGUCACCUCAUACUCUUAUUCAAUUUGAAGCUGCUUGGGCUCUUACUAACAUCGCAUCCGGCUCACCGGAACAAACGAAAGUUGUGAUUGAUUCCGGAGCUGUUCCGAUCUUUGUCCAAUUGUUAGAAAGCCCAGUUGCUGAUGUGAAAGAGCAAGCCGUCUGGGCGCUGGGAAAUAUUGCCGGCGAUAGUCCUCCAUGUCGUGAUUAUGUCUUACGUGAGGGAGCUCUCCGUCCUUUACUUCGUAUAUUGCACGAAAAUCAUAAGCUCUCCUUGUUGCGUAAUGCAACUUGGACCUUGUCUAACUUUUGCCGUGGAAAGAAUCCGCAACCUGAUUGGCAACUAGUUUCUCCCGCGUUGCCGAUACUUGCCAGACUUAUCUACUCUGUUGAUGAGGAAGUAUUGAUUGAUGCUUGCUGGGCUUUGUCUUACUUAUCGGAUGGACAGAAUGAAAGAAUUCAAUCUGUUAUUGAAGCUGGUGUUUGCCGUCGUUUAGUUGAGCUCUUGAUGCACCCAUCACUUUCUGUACAAACACCGGCAUUGCGGUCAGUUGGUAAUAUUGUCACCGGCGAUGAUGUUCAAACUCAAGUUAUUAUCAAUUGUGGUGCGCUUCCGGCUUUAUUAUCCUUAUUGUCGAGUCAUAAGGAAGGUCUUCGCAAAGAAGCUUGCUGGACGAUUUCCAAUAUCACUGCCGGUAAUAGUGAGCAAAUUCAAGCAGUCAUGGAUGCCGGUAUUAUUCCUCCGCUUGUUCAUAUAUUGGAAACCGCCGAUUUAAAGACACGAAAAGAAGCUUGUUGGGCUAUUUCCAAUGCAACUUCUGGCGGUUUGAAUAAACCACAAAUCAUCAAAUUCCUCGUCAGUCAACGAUGCAUUAAACCGCUUUGUGAUCUAUUAACUUGCAUGGACAAUAAAAUCAUUCAAGUUGCUCUCGAUGGACUUGAGAAUAUCUUAAAAGUCGGCGAAACGGAAAAAGGUGAAGACGGAAAUCCAUACGCCUUAUAUAUAGAGGAAAUCGGUGGCAUGGAAAAAAUUCAUAAUCUUCAAAUCCACGAAAAUACGGACAUAUAUAAAAAAGCAUAUAAUAUUAUUGAUACAUACUUUGGCGAUGAAGAUGAAGAAGACGCGAAUUUGGUACCACAAAUGGAUAUGUCGACUGGUCAGUUCUCGUUCGGAAAUAAUGUCAAUGCUCCUCCCGGUGGUUUUAACUUUGGUGGUGGGCAAUCAAUGUAA